Microplitis mediator is the source of this 1902-nucleotide messenger RNA. RefSeq names its product alpha-(1,3)-fucosyltransferase B (gene FucTB). Gene Ontology annotation, cellular component: membrane. The record is from RefSeq and is a predicted model, not a curated record. The coding region runs from base 494 to 1768 and encodes 424 amino acids. Gene Ontology annotation, molecular function: alpha-(1->3)-fucosyltransferase activity. NCBI's taxonomy places the organism in Eukaryota, Metazoa, Arthropoda, Insecta, Hymenoptera, Braconidae. The transcript has 6 exons.
GUAGAGAUUUCAAAUGGUAGAGUUUAUUCAUAAAUGCAACUUGGUAGUGAUUUUUUUCUGGUAGGAUAUUUUAUAAGAGGUAAUUUUUUAGGUUGACAUGUUGCGACUUUUUUAAUUGUUUUAAAAUUUUCCCGCGAGACUGCGCUGCUGUGCAGCUGCCAUUUUCAGCACGGAAAUUCAAAUGGAUGCUUUUGUUUUAACAAAUACACUUGUCAUGAAUGCCUGGUCCCCCCAAACUUUAAAACCUAAUCAGACAGGGGGCGAGGCAUAAUGAUAACGAUUGAACAUAACUAAGAUAUACUCAUGUUAUAUAUGUAUAUAUGUAUACAGUUUAUAGAUAAUUUCUAUGGCAGAUUAAAUGAUGGUUUCUUGUGGUCAAUUGUAUAGUCAGUAGAUUAGUUUUGUAAAUGUACUUUACCCCAUAGCUUGUCUACAAUCAACUUAUUCGAAUUGUAAUGAUUCGCUUCUCCAUUGUUAGACUAAACAUUUUCAAAUGAAAACUUGUCAAUUGAUUUUCAUUUUUUCCUUCAUUCUUUUACUAUUUCAGGUCUACUUUAUGCUGCGUGAAUAUGAAAAUGAAGCUCCCGCAGAAAUACCAAUUGUUUUAUGGUGGACACCCUUUGGUUCCGAUGAACAGUUAAGAAAAUGUGGAGAUGUCAAAUGUUAUUUUACUAAAAAUCGAUCGGUUCUAACGAAUUCUCGACUCAAGGCUAUUUUAUUUUAUGGCAGUAAUAUUGAAUUCGAUGAUUUACCGUUUCCUCGACAAACUAACGUAACUUGGGGUUUACUUCAUGAAGAAUCCCCACGAAACAAUUUAAUUUUAGUACAAGAAGAAGCACUUCAAUUAUUUAAUUAUUCAGCUACAUUCAGUCGAUUCAGCGACUUACCAAUUAAUUUGGUUAAUUUACCGAGCAAACAAGAGUUAUUAGAAAGAAAAUAUUUUUUGUCAACACCGGAGAAAACGCAACUGAUGAAACAAAAGAAUUUGGCACCAGUAUUGUUCAUUCAAUCGAACUGCGAUACAAUGAAUGGCCGCGAUUCGUUUGUUUCCCAAUUGAUGAAGUAUAUUCCAGUAGAUUCUUAUGGAUCUUGUAUCAACAAUAAGCUUUUGCCGGAAGAAUUUCAAGAAAACUAUCUCGAUAAACUGAAUAGUCGUGAAUUUUUGAAAUUUGUUGGGCAGUAUAAGUUUACUUUGGCAAUUGAAAAUGCGGUUUGUGAAGAUUAUAUCACCGAAAAAUUGUGGAGACCUUUAAUGGUCGGUUCAGUACCCAUCUACUAUGGUUCCCCGUCGUUCAAGGACUGGCUUCCGAAUAAUCAUUCAGCUAUUGCUGUAAGCGAAUUCAAAAAUCCAAAAAUACUUGCAGAAUAUUUGCGAGAGCUUAUAAAUGAUGAUGUAAAAUACAAUGAUUACUUAAGGCAUAAACUAGUAAAAAAUGGCAUUACUAAUAGUUAUUUACUCAACGUCUUACAAAAAAAACCAAAGAAUCUCUUUAACAAUUUUGGAUAUUAUGUAAAAAAAUUUGAGUGCUUUGUUUGUAAAAAAUCACUGUCUUCCAUCACACAGAACACGGUAACAAAAAAACAUUAUAAUUGUUCCAAGCCAAGAAACGUUUAUACAAAUAAAAAAAACCAAUGGUCAGUUAUGUGGGAAAUUGAGUCUUGUGCUGCUAAACUUUUACAUCGUUUGUUCUCUCAGAACAAAACAAUCGACAUCAAUAAAUUUCAUAGAGAAAAAAUUAAAAUGUACAAAGAUAAAAAAUGUUUUUAAUUGAAAGCUUGCUAUUAAAAUGAAAGUCUUUUAUUUUUGUUAUUUGCAUUGUAAAUUUUCAGUAACUGAUCUUAAUGUGUAAAAAAAAUCAACAAAAUGUAAUUUUAUAAAUAUUAUAUUAUAAAUUUAUAAAA